Molecule: messenger RNA, 6368 nt
Organism: Paramuricea clavata
Lineage: Eukaryota; Metazoa; Cnidaria; Anthozoa; Malacalcyonacea; Plexauridae
Source: the annotation of a GenBank genome assembly
GACGUUAGUACGCUACGAUCAGAUCAAUGUUUCCGUUUUAAAGGUGAGUCGAGUUUCGAUUAUCGAAUACGAAUACUGUGAGUAAACGAAAAUUUCUUCAAUGAAUUAUCGUUAAAUCCGUUAAUAUUUCAGGAUGAUCUUCCCGAAUUUGAAUUAUAUCUUGCGCCUGCGAUUAUAAGUGGUCACAAUACUGUCAUGGUCACGAAAGUUGAUGAUCGUUUGAUGAAACAGUACAAUAUAAGGUAUGUCAUAGCGUAUUGUAUUUUUCAGGUGGGCGGGGGGGGUUAUAUAUUAGUCCUGGCGGUAAUAUGCAUAGUAGAAAGGAAUAUAUCGAUUAUAGGCAAUAAUGAUUCGCGCUUUUUUAAUUAACAAGUCAGAUUUUCCGCUAUUGGCGUCACAUUGCCUGCCAAACUUUCAGCUUCUUCUUUUAAAAUUUUAAAAAGAACAGUAAGAUAGACUAUGAAAGCCAAUGGACAACUCGGUCGACAACUGGCCUCUGUAGCUCAGUUGAUUUGAGCGCUCCAACGGCGGGUGUAGCGGAAUGAUCAUGUUAAAAAUAGAAAUCAGAAAAGUAUUACUUGAGCUAAUAGCGAGCUUAAACAAGCGACGUUUCUGGCAAAACGGACGUCAGAUUACCGAGGGGGGAACUGGAUUGAAUACUGUGUUUGUAUCAGUUUGUGGUACUCUUCAAAACAUAUGACAAAACAUAAGAAUUUUAAAGUUUUUUUUGUUUUCUUACACGAGCUCUAUGAGGCAAAAUGCCAUCACAAUUAGUAGUAUGCCAAUUUUGGGGUGACAUAACAUCGCUUGCUCAAGUUUCAAAAUUUUUCAUGGAAAUCUAUUCCACAGGAAAUACGAUGAUAUUGUCUCCGUGAAUCAAGAAAGUGUCGUCGGAACGGAUGUUGAGAAAGUCAGAAAGCUGUUGGAGGAAGCCGAGACUGAUUUGAAUCUGGUAUGCAGGAGUGAAUACAAUUCCACUUAACUUGAUAUACAGAUUUGGAUUUAUUAACUUUAAAAUCAUAGAAAAGUAUAACAAUGAUUGAAGGUAUCAUCAACAGGACAUGAGUCCCAUGUGAAGACCAACAACCUAUAGACAUACAUUAAAGACAAGGACUAGAAUACUAUUUACAUAACUAUAUAAAAAUUAAUAGGUUAGAUUAUGAGCAACAGCUUGAAGUUGAAAGGACGGCAUUUAGAAUUAGAGCAGUAGGUUUUCCGAGUGCGCAUUCUGUUAACAUCGAAAGAAGAGUCUAAUUGAGAAGAGUAGUGGAUAUGGAGCUGGAGCUUAAAGGAAGAAACAGAUGAACUGUUACCAAGGAUCGGGGAGAGAUUGUUCCAUAGAAAGAUAAUUCGGUUAAUUAUAUAUAAUUUAAAAAAAGAGUUUCUAAAAAAGAGUUUCUUCAUACAGACGAUAAUGUCGUCCCUCGAUCCACUAUCUCGAUCAUAUUAAAUGUUUCGUUUCGUUUUAGACAUUGCGAAGAUACAAGACGCCUUGUGAAAUCACAUUUGCAACAGAAGUGCCAAUUCCAAAAAGAUCUAAAUUGGGUAUGAAUAAUAAUGUUGUAGUUUUAACAACUAAAGUGUAAUUUAAUUGUUUGCAACGAGUUCAAUAGUAUUUCUAAAUUCCGAAAGUAUUUUUCUAAAUUUAUAUCCAGGUUUUGGAGUCCAGUGGGGAGUCUAUAUCAAACAACUUGCUUCAGGACUGGCAAAAGAAUCUGGCAAUGUCGAGACUGGGGAUUAUAUUAACACAGUAAGUUUUGUAUAGAGAGAGUUUUGAAUUUUUUCUAUCUUAUUUAUACGUAUUUUUAUGUAGUUUUUCUUUUCCUCAUCAAUUACUUGCUUUUUUAGAUUAAUGGAAAGAAUCUUUCGAAAAUUUUGUCCUCGGCCUUGGAUAAAUAUUCAAAGCGAGGCGAAAAGAUGUGUAUGGAAGUUACAAGGAAACUAUCACCUUCUGUUUGGAAGGUAAGAUGGUCUAGACUAACUGUAUUUAUACUGGAUAUCUCUAUCGGUUCUAAACUGUUCUUUCUAGAGGUCCAGUAAGGAACAUCUCUUAUUAAUCCAGUGUUACUACAGGAGAAAAUCUAAUCUAAACUAAACUAACUUUAUUUAUACUGGAUAGUGCUAUCAGUUCAAAACUGCUCUUCCUAGAGGUCCAGUAAGGAUCAUCUCUUAUUGAUCCAGUGUUACUCCAGGAAGAAACCUAAACUAAACUAACUUUAUUGAUACUGGAUAGUGCCAUCACUUCUAAACUGUUUUCCCUAGAGGUCCAGUAAGGAUCAUCUCUUAUUGAUCCAGAGUUACUACAAGAGGAAACCUAAGCUAAACUAACUUUUGAUUUAUACUGGAUAGCCCUAUCAGUUCUUCACUCUUUUGUGCUUCCCACGUUAUGAGUCAUGCUGUGUAUCUAUAACUAAACAGACAACGGCAAAAUCUAGCUUAUCUAUUUGUUCGCUAGUGCCCAUGCCACUACAAUGUGAUGAGAAAGAACAACGUCAUAUUACGUGAAAAAUACCCAAAUCGAGACUCGGUCAUCUCGAUCGAAAGCAAUCAUUCAUUUGCCGGCUCAAGUAUAAGCUCUAUCCCAUCAUACAUUUCGAGUAUUGACUCCGCCUCCGUUUGUUCUCCAACAACUGCGUCAGAAAGCGAAGGCCAUUCGAAGACGGACCGAAGGUUUCCCGAUUCUUACGCGAUGGAAACAGGAGUUCCGCCUACAAUUGCCGAAGAGUCUUCAACAGAUGAUAGCGUAUUUCAUGCGGCCAGAGGACGCAGAGUCCGAAGCAUGACUUACUUGGCAAAACCGAAGCAUAUAAAGAAGGUAUUCUAAACACAUUAUUUUAGCGAAGCGAAGGUGGACCGCUGUGGUUAGAGCGCUGUCUCUUGCCGCUGAGUUAAGCCUGCUACUGUAGGUCGAGGGUAGGGUAUUACUUUAGGAAAGCAAAGAUGACAGAUGUAGUUAGAGUGCUGUCUCUUACUGCUGAGUUAAGCCUGCUACUGUAGGUCGAGGAUAGGGUAUUACUUUAGGAAAGCAAAGAUGACAGAUGUAGUUAGAGUGCUGUCUCUUACUGCUGAGUUAAGCCUGCUACUGUAGGUCGAGGGUAGGGUAUUACUUUAGGAAAGCAAAGAUGACAGAUGUAGUUAGAGUGCUGUCUCUUACUGCUGAGUUUAGCCUGCUACUGUAGGUCGAGGGUAGGGUAGGAUAUUUAGGUGUAAAAUUUAGGUGUAAAAUUUAGGUGUAAAAUUUAGGUGUAAAAUUUAGGUGUAAAAUUCAGGUGUUACAGCAAUCUCGUUACCCGAGCCUCUCAACGAUGGCUCUGGGUACGAGAUUGUCCAACGUGUUGAUAUUAUUAAAUGACUUUUAUUUCUUUUAUUGUUAGCAAGAUUCUCUGACUAGAGCUCAGUCUCUUGCUCAUUCUCUCAACUCGGACACCAGCAGUCUUCGUCCUCGAAGUACGUCGCGUUCGUCUGCAACAAUUUGUAGUAAUGGUAGUAUUGUGUCCGUGAAACAAGCUAGACCGGUUUCAGCAGCAAUUCAACCUGUUACAUUCACCGUUCCUGUAUCAAAAGAAAGGUACGCUUGUGUUUUUGUGUUUUACGGGUUAUGAUUUUUCAAGCUUUCCAAACCGACGACGACAACGACAACGACAACGACAACAACAACAACAACAACAACAACAACAACAACAACAACAACAACAACAGCAACAGCAACAACAACAGCAACAGCAACAGCAACAACAACAACAACAACAACAACAGCAACAGCAACAGCAACGAAGUCCGACAACAACAACAGCAGCAACAACAGCAACAAGAACAGAAAUUAACAACAAUAGCGACAGCAACAACACCAUUAACAGAAACAACAACAACAACAACAACAACAACGUACAGCAACACCAACAGAAGCAGCUACAACAACAACAACAACAACAACAACAACAGAUACAGAAACACCAAAAAACUGUGCACUUAACAUCAACCAUUCUUCCUACAGAUCUCGUGUUGUACGUUUGGACAAACGUUCAGAGGAAUGUUUAGGUAUGAAGAUAAAUGGUGGGAACUGUGCUGGGAUUUACGUCACUGGAUUUAAGAAACAAAGUCUAGCCGAAGAAGCUGGAGUCAGGAUUGGCGAUCGCUUGCUGCAGGUGAGAGAAUUUGUGAACUUAAUCAACGCUAGCUUAUCCUGGCACGGUGAUGUCAAGAAAACCUGUCCAAAACUUUUUCACUUCUGACUACAACAGCAAAAACAAUGAAUAUCUUUCAUUAACAAAGUUCAAGACAAUAUUUACUUGUUACAGUGAAAUUCCUUGGUUAUUUUAUAGUUGAACAGUUACACAGUUAGUCAAGUUACGUUGGACUACGCAACGAGGAUAUUAAGAAUGUUAAGGAAUUGUAACUACAUUAGAAUGGAAGUCCAAAAUUAUACAAGUACGUUUUUAAAAUACGUUUGUAUACGGAGAUCUUAUAACCUUGGUAAUUUACAAGAUAACUGUUACUGUAAUUGUAUUAAAGUAUUAAUAUUACGUGUCAUUUCGUUUUCACAGAUGUCGACGAUGUUUUAAAAGAAGGAAUACUAGAUUCACUUUACGUGAGGUACUAACUCUAUUUAUACUGGAUAGUUCUAUCAGUUCAGAACUGUUCUCCCUAUAGGUCCAGUCAGCAUCAUCCCUUAUUGAUUCAGUGUUACUACAGGAGGAAGCAUAAAUUAAACUAACUCUAUUUAUACUGCAUGGACAGAUCUAUCAAUUCAGAACUGCUGUUCCCAGAGGUCCCGUAAGGACCAUCCAGCUCUUAUUGAUCCAGUAUUACCACAGGAAGAAACCUAAACUAAACCACAGUGACUAAACUAACUUUAGUUAUACUGGAUAGCUCUAUCAAUUCAGAACUGUUCUUCCUAGAGGUACAGUAAGGAUUAUCUCUUAUUGAUCCAGUGUUACUACAGGAGGAAACCUAAACUAAACUAACUUUAUUUAUACUGGAUAGUUCUAUCAGUUCUAAACUGUUCUUCCUAGAGGUACAGUAAGGAUCAUCUCUUAUUGAUCCAGUUAAUAACCACAGGAAGAAACCUAAACUAAACUGACUUUAUUUCUACUGGUCAACUCUAUCAGUUCUGAAUUGUUCUCCAUAUAGAACAACAUUUAUUUUUGUCUAUAAGCAUUUACAGUCUUUAUCACACUCAACAGGAAAGAAAUGCAUAAUUACAUAACACCAGUUGCUUAAAUAACCAUAAUGGCCACGAUAUUUUAUCUCCACAGAGCACGAGUAUCUCACACUGCGAAGAGCCCCACAGAGUUGACCUACAGUAUCGGUGACAAAUUGCGGGUGACAAACACGAGAGCAAACUACGACCCUGCCAAGGAGACAUGGCAGUGGCAUGCUGUCCGAGAGAGACCUGGGGAGGACGGUACAAGGAAGGAAGGCCUUAUCAUCGCAAUGAAUUAGUAAGUGAAUGAAAUUAAAAUUUAAGAGGCAAUUUUCUUCAAUGUCACGUAUUUGCAAUGAAAAGUGUUCAAAACCUAAAAUCUUUUUGGCGUUCAUCUCAAAAUCACUUUGUUUUGGCUUUAUUCUCUAGUUUAAACAGUUAGCUACCUUUUUAAAUGCAUCUGCCGGUUGAGAAACAUAAAAUAAUAGUUAAAAAUUGUCAAUUAAAAUACAAUUAUCAAUGCUUUAAAAUUGACGCCAUAUUUACAGCCAUAUAAGCAAAACUUAGCGCGAACUUCAGACAUCAUUUUCCGGCUUUGGCGUAUCAUCUAAAGUCUAGCUCUUCAUUUUAGCAUUAUUUUACAGAUAAAGCACUAAACAUACUUUUUAAGUUUGUUUGCCGAUUGAGAAACGUAUCGAAAAAUAAAAAUUUUGAAUUUAGUCAUAACCUCAAGUGGUAUAUUAAUACGCAUUAGUUUUGAGCGCGUGUUACGUUACAUACAAAAAAUCUCUUAAAACCCUUCAGCUAUUUAAAAACAGCACUGAUACUCAAGAGAAGCUCAGAUUGAACCUCCACUCAUUGAGUGUGAGUGAGCUUUUAGAAUACGGGCGUAUAUUUGCUUCACUGUAUGUACUCAUAUUUCUGACAUGAAAGAAAAUAAAAUCAGUUUAAUAGUAUAUCUUCUACAUACAGUUCACCGGAAUUGGACGACCAUAGUUCCCCAAGCAAAAAUGUCUCCACGACACGGGAAUCGGAAGGAGACGACGCCAGCAGCGUGUUCUCUGAUGACAGUUUAAGAAACAAUCAUCGUCGAACGAGGAGAAACUCUUCGGAAAGUUUGGCGAAACUGAGACGAUAUCGCACUUCGAAAUGGAGAUCAAGUAUUGAGAGUUUAGGAUCUGAGACUGAUUCACAAACUGAUCGUAAGUUCAUUAGUUUGAACUAA